AUGGAUGAUCCUUUAGAAGAGUUACAUCGUAUAGGAGAUAAAGCAAUUGGUAAUUUAAGGUCAGCAGAAUUUUCCCAGGAGUUUGCAAAUGUAGAAAAUUUAAAAAAGAAAAUAACAAGCAUACAACUUUAUCAGGACGUGACAAUAGGCCACAUGAUUAAAAAUUUGCCGCCAGAUCAAUUAAAUAAAUUAAAUAAUGGCGCUGAACGUUCUCAUUAUCGUAAAAGAAAUAUUCAGAUAGGCGUGCCAUGUUCUUUAAAUGCUUUUUAUACUUAUAAUAAUGCACAAGAACUAAUUCAUUCAACAUCAGCAGAACAAUUUGGUCAUAAAAUAUUUCCACAAUUAUUUAAUGACAAUCAAAACAAUACAACAAUACCACAUGUUGAAAUUACUGAUCCAUUAUCAAAUCCUUGGUUACGUGGUGCUCGUGUUAUUAAAGCAGCUGCACAUCCUGCUCAAAGACAACAACAACCUUUUAGUUCGAGAAAUACUGAACAACAAGAAGCUUCUAUUUCGACAAAUACUGAACAACAACAAAACCAAGCAGUUGCAACAGUUCCAGCUAAUACUGGUAUUUGUUCAGCGUCAAUGCAAAAUUAA
Messenger RNA from Rotaria sordida, 600 nucleotides. Lineage: Eukaryota; Metazoa; Rotifera; Eurotatoria; Philodinida; Philodinidae. The record is from the annotation of a GenBank genome assembly.